AUGGAAAAGAGCGAAGUUUCGCUCGCUGCCGACCGUCUUGUUUCGGUUUGAGUGUUUACAAUCAGAUUCUUACUCCCAUAGACUCUCGUGCCUAACGUCGCAAAAGUCGUGAAGCUCUCUCACGAGUUUCCCUCGUCAGCCACUCCAGCAUUUACUUACUACAAUGAUUUUCCUCAAUACAAGGCUGUGAUGAAUGGGAAUUCAAACAAAAUUUUAUCCUUGUUAGUGCUAAUUUCUUCAUUUCUAUUUACCAGAAUUCAGAACAUCAUGGACGAAGUUCACGGGGAAGGCAAUAUUCUGGAUACUCCACAGGUGAAAUCGUUCGAAGAAAAAUUUGCAACAAUUGUGGAUGUUAAUGAUCGUAUUCUUGAUCAUGUCGUAUGUUCUUUUAUCGUUUCAUAACACUUCAGACGUUGGAAAUGGAUCAAAUUGAAUUCCCAGAACGAGCCAGAAAUAACGCCCAGGAGUUGGUAGUCGCAACCCAGAAAAGGUCCUCACUAUCCCAUCCAGUCGUCUCCGAAGUAUUUUAACCUAACAGAACAUUUACAUGUAGAUUAAAAAACCGUCUGAAAAGGAUAUUACUAUCCAAAACGCAGGAGGGGCACCAGGCUCCGUUAAAUUACUUGCGGCAAAAAACGUUUCUCGGCCUCAGGUUCUUUUUUCUCGUCAGCCGGAUAACUCGGCCAAUCCAUAUCGUCCAUUUCUCAAGAAAAAACCGAACGCAAUCGUUCCCCUUGAGAGUAAGUCAACUUUUGAAGUGACAUCACUUUACGAAUGGAUGUGCUGUUGCUCUAGAGGACCAUCGACAGGGCAUUUGAUAAACUUCUUUCUUUUUAGUCAACUUGCCUACUUCGUUAACUAAAACAGUUUCUUCAUGUAACCUGUCUAGAAGCGUGGCAGGUCUAAAGUAA
Molecule: messenger RNA, 911 nt
Organism: Spirometra erinaceieuropaei
Lineage: Eukaryota; Metazoa; Platyhelminthes; Cestoda; Diphyllobothriidea; Diphyllobothriidae
Source: the annotation of a GenBank genome assembly